AUGCCAGCCCUGAAGGACCUUGUGUGUCAGGUCCUGUGGGCUGAGACAGGCUCUUCAUUUCCAGAAUAUGGCACCCAAUAUGGAGACGGCAUCCUCGAGACUUACAUCGCUGUUCCUGACCAUCCUCAGGCCUUCUGUAUCCGCCUCGCGUCGCGGAAAUUCAUCUACGAAGGACUGGCCAUGGUGGUCUUCAUCGACGGAGAGUAUCAGUGUAACCGGAACAGAGUCAAUCUACAACCUUGGAAGAAAGACACAUCCCCAAGUAAAAGUGUAGUUGAGUUUGUUGUGAGACAGAAAGAAAAACCUAUGGGAGAUGGAACAUACAUGGGGCGCGAGUGGCGCUUUGAUGACUACAACAUUGUACCAGAACUGCCUCAGGGUGUUGACCAUAGCCAUUUUCGUGAGCUCGGCACAAUCGAAGUCAUAGUAUUGCGCUGCCGAAUCCCCGACCCAGAGGAGAACAACAUGUCGACAGCUUCUUCCGCCGCGGACAGUGAUGUGCUUGCUUCAAGGCCUGAAACCGAUGGUCAAACAACACAUCAACUGGCCCAAACCCCACAGGAACCCGACACGGGAGCCGAAGCAGACAAUCCUUUUGCCGGUUUGCCUGGAUCUUUCGACGGUCCGAGUGACGAACCGCCAAUCUACUACGGUAGUCAAGGUGAUGCCCCUCCGAAUGGGUACCCUAGGUGGAAUUGGCAUCCGCAGGGAGGUCAGCCUGCGCCAUAUGUACCGCAUGAGGCAGCCUCAUAUCCUCAGAGCUAUCAUCCAAACCUGGUCUAUCACGUCCCGGCCCGGCCGUCACAUGGAUAUCGAGCUUCACCUACGCCCUCAUAUGAAACCCCUCCUUACCGUCCUCCAAAGCCUGAACGACGUGUUCACUUCGACUUCGGUGACGGUAGAGGGCCUCAGCAACACCGACCUACAUCCUCUUAUGUGAGGUACGAUGAUCAAGCUCGAUAUCAUGGUCCAACCGCUUGGAGAGAAGAGCAUGAAUACGACCGACCUGCACCCCAGCCGGAUUACCGCGAAGGGCCCAACCAUAGAGGCAUGAAUCCAUACUCGGAUUAUCCUAUACCUCCCCAUGACCGCCAUUACAUGUACGACGCUGAACGGAAGGCUUACGGCUACUAUCCUGAGGUCAACCUGCCUCAUGAUAGCUAUCGGUCGCAAACCCCACCCGGUAGCUCCUUCGUGGUGCAUGGAGUUCCCGGUCCAGCAAUUCCUCCACAUCAAACGAACCCUCCACCCACAGCAGUGCCGAUGCCCGGUCCAACACCAGUAUCAUUCCCAGUCCCACCACCCUUCCCAGCAGGACCUUGGUCGACAACUCAACCACAGCCAGCGCAGUAUCCUGUUCCAGUCUGGGUGCCUCCGCCUGCGGGCUCAGCUCAUCCCUUCGUGCCAGGAAUGGUGCCAAUCUAUCCUCCGCCUCACAACGUACCACUGUUCCAUACUCAGGGCCCUAACCCCGUUGUAAGCGAGGCCACCAUUCCACCUGUCACAGCUGCUGCAAGCUCGGGACCCGGUCCCACUGUCACUCAAGCUGAUGUUGACACUGCACAGCAGCCAGCAACUCGGCAACAAACAGAUCUUCCUGACACUACAAAAGAAGAGGCAAAAGCCGCCACUAACCCGGAAGUCAAGGAUGCUGAAGAUCCUCCCAAAGAUGUGAUCGACAACACCAACAACAAUGACAGCAAUGACACCUGGGCAUUUGAUGCUGCUGCAAAGGUUAGUGAUGAUAAAAACGAUACAGGGUAUGCCAACAACGAUUCUGGAAAUGACCCAACCUGGGGAAAUGACAACCAAGAUAACAACGAUACAGCAAACAAUGGUGCUGGUUGGGACCAGACGGAACAGAACAACAAAGGUUGGGAGAACAACGACCAAAACGCCGGUAGUGGCAACAAUCAGGCGAAUGGAGACUGGGGCAACAAUCAAAAUGACAACUCGAAUGACGACGCGAAGGCCAACGACGAGCCGACUUCUAACGCGGGCCAGGCCAACAAGCGAGCUCUUUAUGGUCCCCAUGGUGCCUAUUACACCACGAAAGCCGCAGCGGAAACUGCGAUAGCCCCCGACGCUGAAGAAGAACCCAGAUACGAUGUACCUCAAGCCAUCGCUGAGAGAAUCGGGACGUCCAAACAAGUCCACCCUGGGCAGGGAUACAUCUACAGUAAAAAGAGGUGUGUUCCGGAAUACAUUGACAAUCUCAAAGAACCUUAUGCCCGGUUCGUGUUCAAGUAUCGCACGAAAGAACAGAUCCGGAAGGAAAUCGGGGUGGACAUCGGACAUGAGCCAACGGCAGAUGAGGAUGCAAACGCACUGGAGAGCUUGGAUAAGGCCGCACUGAUCGAGAUGGUCUUGAGGGCCAAAGGCGCCUUGGGAGGGAAGAUACCCAGCCCACCAGCCAGAUUCGCCACACCUACUUCGACGCAGUCUUACGAACAAAUCCCAAUCACCGCGCCUGAUGUCGACUUCCUGACUUACAAGUUGCCACCAAGUCGAAAAGUGUCGGAUGGUUCUGGGCUCGGGAUUCAAUCGUCGACCAUCUCAAACAAAGAGAAUCGCAGUGGUAAAAGUGGCCAGCAAAAUACAAACUGGGAUGCCGGUGGCGAAACUGGUCAACAGCAUAAGAACUGGGAGAACGGUGCACCUAAUUGGCAAGAAGGUGAAAGCAACAACCAAGCUGCCAACAACGGUGCUGGUUGGGACGGGCAACAAGAGCAACGGGACUCAUCGACUUUCCAGAAUGACAGUCCCACUGAGCCUCCAAGUGGUACAGAACAUCCCUCCAAAGCUCAAACCCAGCGCGAGCCGAGUAUUGUUUCAGAAGCGCCUGGGAAGGUCGUCUUUCAGUCGUCCGGCGUCGUUCAGCCAGCAGCAGCACACCCACACGGAGGGUUGGUGCCUACGCCACAUGGUUUUACAGGGCCAUGGGCAACCCCGUCGACGUCAGCAUACCCUUCAGCGGCGCCCAACCUAGUUUCUACCUCGCCGAUGCCAGCAAACCCAGCAGAUUCGUCCGCGUCAGUGUAUCCAACUCACCCGUGGUUGCAGGCGGAUCAAUCCGCGCCAGGCCAUUCGUUGAUGGCAGGAAAUGCAGCAUAUCCGUCGAUGCCAAACCAGUACAUGCCAGCAAACACACGGGUACCAUCCAACCCGUGGACGCAGGGAAAUCCUGCAAAACCAGUCACCCAAACCACGUCGGCGUAUCCAACAGCGCCAACAUACCCGUGGGCACAAGUCAACGCGCCCAACCCUUCAAUACCAGCAUAUCCCGCAUAUCCAGCGUACCCGAUGGCACAAACAAACAUCUCGAUGCCAGGAUAUCCCACGACACCACUAAACCCAACAGGCCAAGCAGCAACCAUGUCGAUGGUCCCAGGAGCAGAUUUUGGGGCGCAAGGAGCAAGCGUUUCAGCGCCAGCCGCAGUAACCACCCCUCCUCCAGUUUCGGCGUCAAUUCCACCUCACCCAGUCUACUCCCCAGGCACGGCCGCGCUCGUGGCCCAGGUCCCAAUGUACGAAGAACUGUUUCUCAAGAACCGACCCGUAGGCUUCGAUCCGGGCCCUCGGCCGCCCACCCCUCCCAGAAACCAGGAGCGCGAGCACAUCAGCAGUUCGGAUUGGGGACCUAUCAACACGGGGUGGUCAAGUGGACUGCCUUACGAGGGAGAUUGA
Capronia epimyces CBS 606.96 is the source of this 3687-nucleotide messenger RNA. RefSeq lists its product as uncharacterized. Lineage: Eukaryota; Fungi; Ascomycota; Eurotiomycetes; Chaetothyriales; Herpotrichiellaceae. The record is from RefSeq and is a predicted model, not a curated record. The transcript is spliced from 2 exons. The coding region runs from base 1 to 3687 and encodes 1228 amino acids.